GUUUGCUGUAGGCUACAUGUGUAUUGUCCCUACUUGCACCAGAGCUGAACUGUGGGGAGGGACACCGAGGGGGGAAUCCUCUUAACCAGGUAAUCUCAGCACCCAUCUGCUGUUGAGGUCAUCCACCACAUCCAGCCCCUGCUAAUGUUAUUUCUCACUCGGCUGACACAGGCGAAGGUAAGAGAAACUUUCUGAGAGGAGGAUCGAUACACAGGCUGGCAGCACAGUACGAGGAGGUGACAUGUUAUUCUGUUUUAUCUCCUCCAGACCAUGCUGCUGUCUCCUCAGGCAGAGAGGAACUGGGAGGAUCUGUGUACAAUGCUUGAGGAUGUACUGGAGGACCAGUCGCACAGGCAGCUGUUUGCCUUAGAGCUGGGCUCAGGAACAGGGCAGCAUGUCAUUCGCUUUGCCCAGAAGAUGCCUUUUGUUACCUGGCAGCCAUCAGACAUCAAACAGGAAUCUCGAGACAGGUUGGUCUUCACAAGAAAGUCAUGUUUGCACGUCAAACACAGAGACAUCAUUAUUAUGCACAGAUUUUAAGAAACUGAAAAAAAUACAGUAAAUAUAAAUACUUUUCUACAGUAUUAAGGCAUAUAUAAAUGCAACCCAUGCAAAGACUGUGCUGCAGCCUGUCCACCUGGAUGCCAGUGAACCUUGGGAGAAAUGGGCAGGCCUACCUCGCAGCUCCUGUGACGUUAUAGUUGCCAUCAACUUACUGCAAUACAGCUCCUUUAAAACAGCACAGGUUGGCCUCCUUUAUGAGCAAGAAUCAGGAUGUUUAGAAGAAGUAUUUGUUAAAACAGAUCCAUAAUGAAUAAAACAUGCAAAUUUCUGUGUAAUAUGGGUCUACAUCUUUUUAAAUCUAUCUUUCCCAGGGUGUUUUCAGUGGAGCAGGUCAAAUCCUCAAACAGAACGGGCUUCUAAUAACAUACGGGGUAAGAACCAACAUCUAAGACCAGUCAAGAUGUUUCAAAAUUUCUUUAAAAUAAUGUUUACUUUCCUAUCCAUGAAAAUUGUCUCAGGUGUAUGCCGUUAAUGGAACCAUAACACCAAGUUGUAAUGAACAGCUGGAUGAAGAGCUGCGUAAAAUGUGAGAGGAUUGGUAUUUUCGUUUUGGAUUAUUAUAAAGCAAGAACAACAAGACAACACAUUGGUUUUUGCUCUGCAAGCCUAGUGUUAACACUAGCAUUUAAAUGUUAUAUGCAGGAAUCCAGAGUGGGGUCUUCCAGACACCGACGUGCUGAGACAGAUGGCUUAUGGGAACGGCCUACGCAUGGAGAGGAUGGUGAGUUAUAAUCUAUAGUGUUGCUGCAUUUCUUUAUGAGCGCUACAUUAAAGCAUUGAUUCAUGUUUGUUGUUCUUUUGCAGAUUGAGAUGGAAAAUUACUAUAAAUGCCUCAUAUUUAGAAAACUUUGAUGAAGACAAACCACUCAAGGAUGGAAGAUUUUUUAAUGGUGAAACUCCACAAUAACGAGCCAUAUUGUACAGAAAAGGUUAUUGUCAUUUCUUAAUGUAAUGGGAAGUCUUUACACUAGAAAACCAAAGUUUAAAAAUAAUGUUGAAAUGUGCACAAGUGUGAUAUUUGAGUUUGUAUUUCCUGACGUUGGAAUAAACACAACCUACUUUUAAAA
Molecule: messenger RNA, 1631 nt
Organism: Xyrichtys novacula (pearly razorfish)
Lineage: Eukaryota; Metazoa; Chordata; Actinopteri; Labriformes; Labridae
Source: the annotation of a GenBank genome assembly